CUGUCGGAAGAUGAAAAUGAUUCACCUUGAGGGGCGCCAUUUUGGCUCCGGCAUGUGAGCUGUCUUCCUGGCUAUCAGCAUGUUUGCUCGGCCUGAAGGUGACUGACUGCACUCGGGACUGAAUUAAUCUGGAAUGGCUUCGUGGCGUGUAUUGAGGAGGACGCUGUGCACGGCGGCGGAGACAGCAGCGGCUCCGGUCCCCGGCAGCAGAUGGGAGAGACUGAAGAAGAGUAAAGUUGGUGUGUGGUGCCGCGGCCUUUUCACUGACUACAAGGAGGCGUGUCGGGAAGUGGUGGUGGGAUCGUGGGAGCGACCAAUCAAAGCCUCCAUAUACGCCUCUCUGCUGGGCGGGACCUGGGCCUGUUUCUACACCCGACCCGACCAGCUGGCCUUCGAAGCCACCCUUCUGGAUUGCUCUGGCCAGCUGGGCCUGCUGUCGCCCUGGAUCCGCAACGGGACCUCAGACGGACACGUACAGAGUCUGGGGAAGCUCCGUAACGAGGGCCGGCUCCGUGUCCUCAGCCUGGGGAUCCUCGCUCUGGCUUACCAAGCCGACUACGACCCCGACGCCACACUGUACGAAGCCCAGUGCUCCAAUCUGUCCGUCCCCUGGAGGGAGCUCCAUGAACGCGUGCUCGAUGUGGGCUUCGUGGGCAGGUGGUGGGUGCUGCAAUCAAAGAUGAAGGACUAUGAUGUGAACGAGGAACAGUUCAAAGGCCUGCCAGCAGACAUGCAGGCGACAUCUGCACCCAGUGUACAGGAGGUGGAGACAAGCGAGAGGCUGCACAAAGAGUCGUGGUUACCACUGACAGUGGAGGAGGAGGAGGAGGAGGAAACGGAGACAAAUGUAACGGACAGAAAAGAGGAGGAGAGCCAAAUACAAGCCCUGAAAGAGGAACAGAUUCAAGCAUGAAUGCUGGAAACAGAACUGUACCACGGUAGUUAUUCUCAUUUUUUGUCAACAAACCCCUUUUAGUUUGCUCCUUUCAUCUACGGACUCUCCAAGCUGUUUACUGCAACCACAAAAGACCAAGGAAAAGGAAACAUCCACAGCUUGUUCCCGUCAAAGUAAAAGCACCCCUUCAAAAUCCUCAGUUUUUUUGUAUUUAUUCCCAACAAUAUUUUUUAUCAUAAAAAGUAAUGGAAAUCCUUUUUACCAUGUGUCAAUAAAUCAGUCAGUUAUCACCUUA
Messenger RNA from Trematomus bernacchii (emerald rockcod), 1190 nucleotides. RefSeq names its product translocase of inner mitochondrial membrane 29 (gene timm29). The record is from RefSeq and is a predicted model, not a curated record. NCBI's taxonomy places the organism in Eukaryota, Metazoa, Chordata, Actinopteri, Perciformes, Nototheniidae. The transcript has 2 exons. Gene Ontology annotation, cellular component: TIM22 mitochondrial import inner membrane insertion complex. Bases 134 to 913 code for a protein of 259 amino acids. Gene Ontology annotation, biological process: protein insertion into mitochondrial inner membrane.